AUGGGAAACAGAGACAUUGAAGAAAAAGAGGGGACACUUGAACAGCGCAGGAGCAAAGAAGCAACUGAGCAUGGCUGGAGCAAAGAGAUGCCUGAGCAAGGGCAGAGGGGAGACACAGGAGGAGGUACUCCUCUGAGGGGACCACAGCCCAUAGAGGAGCCCACACCCGAGCAGCUGAUAACACUGUGCAUUGGUGACUUAGUAUUCAACAGGAAACUGGCCUUUGUUUUGGAGUUACGCCUUUACCAUCCAAAUGGCAUCUCGCCAUCGCUGACCCAGGAGACUCGAGAGGGGCUCUGUCAUGCCUUAACGGAAUUCCCGAAGAAGGAAUUUGGUGCUGAUGGAGAGCAGAAAUGGAAAGAGGAAAGAAAGAAAGAACAGGCUGAUAAAGAAUUUGUGUGGUCUCUGUGGAAACGUCUCCAAGUGUCAAGUCCAGAUCUUACUGAAGUUGUCAGCUUGGUUGUGGAAAGAGAAAAGCAGAAAGCUGAAGUCAAGGACAGAAGGGUUUUAGAGAUUUUGCAAGCCAAAGACAGCAAAAUAGAAACCCUAGAACAGAGACUCACAGGACAGCAGCAGGAGAUAAACAACUUAAUACAGAAAAAAAUUGCUGUGGAUGAGGAAAAUGCCCAUUUGAAGAAUGAAUUCAGUAACUUGGACCAGAAAUUUAAAGAUAAAAGCCAAGAACUUAAGGACACUGAGGAGUGUGCACAGAAUAAGGAAGAGCAAAACAGACUGGUUAUAAAAAACCCGGAGGAGGAAAAUAAGGGAUUAAAUACAUGCUGUGCUGACCUGCUAAAUGACCUGGAGAAACUGAGGAAGCAGGAGGCACAAUGGAAAACAGAAAAAUCUGGCAAUGAUGCCAGGAUAAAGAAUUUGGAAACUGAUUUAGCAGAGGCAAGAGAACAAAUGAAAGAGUUGCGCAGUAUAUGUGGUGACUUGUCAUCUCAGGUAGCUGUGAAACAAGAAGAACUGUCUCAAAAGGACUGUGAUGUGAUCAGAGCUAGGAAGGAGUUACAGGAGAUGCAGAAUCUUUACAGACAAAACAUUAAACAUACAGCACAGCAGGCUGAGCUGAUAAAGCAGCUUCAGGCUCUCAAUACUGAUACACAAAAAGUACUGAAAGACCAAGAAGAUGCUCACACAGCUGAAGCAACAUCAUAUCAAAAACUUUAUAACGAAUUGACUUUGUGUUUUGAAACUGUUAAAAAAAGUGAAAUUCAACUGCAGCAAAAGUGUGCCUCUCUUCAGGAUCAGUUACUUAGAAAAGAUCAAAAGAUUUGUCAGUUACAAGGGCAACUUCAGGAGGCUCAUGAUGCUUUAAAUGCAUUACAUCAGAAUUCUUCUCCAAAAUGUGAAGUACAGGAACCACCUGUGAAACGUUCAAGGUCUCUGUCCCCAAAGAGCUCUUUUAGAGAGUCAGAGGAGACUCAAGAAACUGAUGAGCUAAGAGCAGCCCAUGAAAAAUGCAAAGAGAGGCUGCAGAUGUUACAGACCAACUACAGAGCACUAAAAGAGCAAUUAAAGCAGUGGGAAGAGGGCGAUAGCAGGGUUGAAAGUAGUAAAACCAGAUACCUGCAUGCAGACCCCCAUCAGCUUUGUCAAGAGGAUUCUGAUGCUGUGUGGAAUGAACUGGCUUUUUUCAAAAGGGAACACAAAAAGCUGUUGAUUGAAAAACUGAAUCUUGAAGAAGAACUGGAUCAGAUGAAAGUACACCAAUCUGUGGAACCACUUUUUAAACUUAGUGAAGAUGAUGGGGUCAAGAACAGUACUCCAGAGAGGAAUAUGAAAGAAGUUUCACGUCAGAUGUUACAGAAGGUACAACAACUAGAAAGAAGAUUCAAAGCUAUUGAAGGGGAAUUAAAGAAACAGAAAGAAGUAAAUAAAGACUUACUGAAGGAGAAAAAUUAUUUGAAAGCAUCUUUAAAAGUGCAAAAGGAGGAUACAGACACAAGAGAAAGAGAGCUGGAAACGCUACUUACGAGGAUUUGUGAAAUAAAAAAAGACAAAGCAGAACUUCAGUUAGUGAUUGAUGAGCAGGAAAAAGAAGCUGCCUCUUUGAAGAGGCAAGUGGCAGAAGCUAACAGGUUGAAAAAUGAAAAUGAAGAUUUGCUGAGUCAAUUGCAGGAGCUGAAGUGUUUGCUGGAUGAAGCCAAAGCAGUGGCAACCUCUGGGCAAUGUAAUUGCAAGAUAACAGGCACCAAGGUUAAAUUAAAAACAGCUAAGAAAAAGAGCUCCUUGGGACAUCAUGGAGCUUUUCUCAAACAGUCCAUCAAGGUUAUGAGUAAUGUAUUUGAGAACUUCAGUAAGGACGGCUGGGAGGAUGUGAGUGAAAGCAGUGACUCUGAAAUACCAACUUCUGAAAGUUUGGAAACAGUGAUUAUGAAGACAGUGCAAAACAUUGAUCCACUGCCAGAGAGAAGUAAACAACAGGGAAAAAAGCAAAUACAAGAUAGUCAAAAGCCCUGCAACAUUAUUCAUUUAGAAGGCAAAACCCAGCAGUAUAAUAAAAAGGGCCAUUCACAGAAUAAAGAAAAGUUACAUUCCAAGAGGAGGAAGAUCUGCUGUCUCAUAACAUCUUAUCCAUCAAUUCUAAGCAAAGUGAACAGAACAAAAAAGAGGAAUAUCAUUGUCCAGAAACCGGGCUGCUCUGUUACUCUACUGCAGGAAAGAAUUAAGUCAUUGCAGCAGCAGAUAGCUGUUUUACAGAAUGAAAAAAAGACAGCAGUGUCUUCUGUGAAGGGAUUUAAAGAAACCAAUGAAAAACUAACAACUCAGCUACAUUUGGCUGAUCAGAGACUUCAAACUAGUAAACUGACCAUAGAGGUGUUGACCUCCAACCUGGCCAAGUGGCAACAGGAGAAGGAAGAUUUACAAGGAAAAUUGAAGUUGAGAGAACAUCUGUCUCGAACUGCUGGCAAGAGUGAAGCCACACCAGCUCCUUCAAAGAACAUUGAUUUAGAGAUGAAACAGCUGCAGUGGAAACUAAAGAAUUCGAAUAAUGAAAUCACUAAGCAAUCAACCACCAUUAAGUCACUAAAAAACGAAGUCCAGGAAAAAGAAGAACGGAUUCGGGAACUACAAGCAAAGAUUUCUCGAUUGGAGAGGGACCUUAAUAUGAAAAGACAUUUGAUAGAAGACUUAAGGUCUCGUCUAAAAGCAAAUCAAGAAAAUGAGAAAACCUCUAAUGAAACAUUAGAAAGUCUUGAGAGAAAGGUAAAGGCACUGGCUGGAGACUGUUCAAACAAAAAAACUUCCAUCGACUCGCUGAAACAAAGACUUAAUGUAGCUACAAAAGAGAAGUCUCAGUAUGAGCAGAUGUAUCACAAGGCUAAAGAUGAGUUGGAGAAAAAGGAUCUCAAGCUUACCAAUCUAGAGAGCAAAAUGAUUGAGACUGAAUGUGCCAUGACUGAACUUGAGACUACUGCAUCUCAACAACUACAUGGCUUGGCUAAACAGAGUGGGCAGGCUUUGGAAACUGUACAGAAGAAGCUGCUGCUCACCAAUGACAAAGUCGAAGAGUUCAUGACAUUUGUGAAGGCUUUAACCAGAGAGUUACAGCACAGCGUACAAGAAUUGAGAACAAAAAUCAAACAGGCAAAAAAAAUGGGAGAAGUGAGAGCAUGCAAGAAGGGUCUUUCCCAAGAGUCUGUUCAGCUGGCAGCGUCUAUCCUUAAUGUUUCAACAACCGAUCUUGAGGAGAUAUUAGAAGUAGAAGAUGAUGAGGAAACAGCGAAGGCGAAAAUGGAAUUUGAAAAAGAUAAAGAGUGGCUGCAGUAUAUACAGCGACUUCUUGAAGCACAGUUUCCUUUUGCCUCAUACUUAAUGGAUGCCAUACUGGAAAAAUUAAAUGAAAAGAAGAAACUGGUAGAAGAGUAUAGUUCUCUGAUGAAACACACUGUAUGA
Pygoscelis adeliae (Adelie penguin) is the source of this 3903-nucleotide messenger RNA. It is a transcript of the gene CNTLN, whose product is annotated as centlein, centrosomal protein. The record is from RefSeq and is a predicted model, not a curated record. The coding region runs from base 1 to 3903 and encodes 1300 amino acids. The transcript has 26 exons. NCBI's taxonomy places the organism in Eukaryota, Metazoa, Chordata, Aves, Sphenisciformes, Spheniscidae. Gene Ontology annotation, biological process: protein localization to organelle; centriole-centriole cohesion. Gene Ontology annotation, cellular component: centrosome; centriole.